GACAGGUUGAAGAAGCGAUAAUGUUGUGAUGUUUUUAUCUUGCACACGUUUGAGGAGUAAACCGAUUGACUAAUCAGAUCUUGGUGACGGCUUGUACAUGAACAGGACUCCCUAUCGACAAAACAACUAAAGAUGUUGACAAGGUAAAACAGAUGAAGCUGGUCCAUUGCUUGUACAUCCAGCAGUAGCUGCCCAACCAUGGUGUCCUGAAUCAUCCUCGUCUUCUCACCUGGGUCACACAGCAACCGCCACCAUGUUGAUCAAGGAGUACCGGAUCUCCCUCCCUAUGAGCGUGGAGGAGUACAGGAUAGCUCAGCUCUAUAUGAUCCAGAAAAAGUCUCGCCAGGAGAGUCAUGGAGCAGGGAGCGGAGUGGAGAUUCUGGAGAACACACCCUACACAGAGGGACCAGGGGGUAGUGGACAGUACACCUACAAGAUAUACCACAUUGGCAGCCAUCUGCCAGGUUGGUUUCGAGCGAUCCUACCCAAGUCAGCUCUCAGGGUGGAGGAAGAAGCCUGGAAUGCCUACCCCUACACAAAGACUCGCUACAAAUGUCCCUUCAUUGAGAAGUUCCUGCUGGAGAUUGAGACCAAGUACUUAGACAAUGGGGGCACGACAGACAAUGUCUUCAAUAUGACCCCAUCAGAUAUGAGACAGAGAGUUGUUGAUGUUCUGGACAUUGUCCGAGACCCGGUCACAAGUGGGGACUACACCAAGGAGGAGGACCCCAAGCUGUACAAGUCCUCCAAGACGGGACGGGGUCCUCUGGAGGAAAACUGGCGGGAGGAGUACAGCCAGGCCAUUCUUGACCCCAACAACACCACCAAGGCCAUCAUGACGGCCUAUAAACUGUGCAAGGUGGAGUUCCGGUACUGGGGCAUGCAGAAUAAAAUAGAGAGAUUCAUUCAUGAUAUUGCGUUACGGAAGACCAUGUUACGUGCUCACCGACAGGCAUGGUGUUGGCAGGAUGAAUGGAGUGGUUUAACUUUGAAUGAUAUCAGGCAGUUAGAACAUGAGACACAACUGGCACUUCAGGAGAAGAUGGCAGCUGCCUCAGAAGAGGAAGGGGACAAUGCAAGAAGAGGAAGUAUGAAGGGAGAUAACUCAGUGAGGUUUUCGGAGACAACCUCUAGUGAAACUCAAGACAAUGCUCAUUUAAAUUCGAAGGUGCUAAUCAAUCGGACAGCUUCUCAGGAGAGUAGUGGCACAAUAAUUAAUGGGGAAACAGGACCCAGGAGAAGAUCACUUGGUUCCAGCAAGAGAUCUGUUGGAGGUUCUAGUCGAGAUGUGUCAGAGUGGAGGUUUGAGAGCCUGGAACAACUGCAGGAGUCCAGCUCAGAUGAAGAUGAGUUCUUCGAUGCUCAAGAGGGUAUGGAAGGUGAAGGUGAAGAAGGUCAUAGAGGUCGAGGGAUGGUGCGGUCGUCGUCCAUGGAGAUGGUGUCCAGUGGGGACGAGUAUGCUGAUGCACUGUCAGAAGAGACCAACUUUGGCAGGCGGGUGGAGCAGUUCCGAAUGAUGUACAGUGUGGAUACCUCCCUCCCAUCCUCCCUGGACCUGCCGCACCCCCAAACCAGUGGUGCUUGCCCUGUCAAAAUACUCUUCCUUGUCCUGCAUGGAGGCAGUGUGUUGGAUUCUGGUAAAGAACCCACAAAGCGCAGUGAUUUCCUGACGUUGAGGUCGACGUUCGAGACUGUGAUACAGUCCCACUACCAUGCAGCAUCCGGCCAGCUGGCAUUCCGCCACGUGCCCAGUCCACAGGUCUGCAGUGACACGCUCUCCAUACUCUCAAGCUUAAGCCCAUACCAUUUUGAGAGCCAGGCAACUAUGAAUUCUGGUGAGAACACGUUGUCAUGGUCACAAGACUUUGUGCCGUUGGGGGCGAUAGCUUUGUUUGCAUCAUCAAGCACAGAGUACCAGGAUCAUGUGAAUACCACAGUGGUCAGAGCCAACCAGGUGUUUCAGGAAUUUCUCUUGUCGGAUGAAGGAAGGGGCUUUGCAGGACAGGUUUGUAUAUUAGCAGACUCUACAGGGUCACUGUUAGCCUAUGAUGCCCUCACGAGCGCCAAUCAACACAGCAUGCGAGGUGGGAGUCGAUACGGUAGCCACAACAGCCUGGAGGAAGAGGGUGGUGGGGAAUCUAAGUCAUGUGACCAUCGACACCCUGGACAUACAACGUUACAGGAAACGAAGCAGCUAAGUCAGAGUGACCCUGACCUUGCCCCUGAAGCAAACACUACUCAUCUCCUUGAUCACACGGAACGGUAUAAGAGAAGUAAAAGUGAGGUUGUCCCCCCUGAUUUUAUGGAGUUACGCCGCCAAGGAUCGUCCCGACAGAACUCUACUCAUUUGAGCGUUAAUCAAAGUGACAAUGCUGCAUCUCGAAGGACCAGUACUGGCAGCCAUUUUGAAAGUAGUUAUACAAAGUUUGAAUUUGAUGUGUCAGACUUCUUCAUGUGUGGGUCUCCGCUGGGACUUGUACUUGCAUACAGGAGGUUAUUCUCAGGAGAGGACAAAAGUUGUCCUCCCCUGAAGCCAGCCUGCCAUCAGGUGUACAACCUCUUCCACUCCAACGACCCUAUCGCCAUCCGCCUCGAACCACUUGUUCAGGGAGGAUUCCGUCAUGUCCCACCAAUCAAGAUCUCACGAUACAGCAAGUUCCCUCUCGGUGACGGGGAGCCCAUUCAUGUUGUUGAGACAGUACAGAACCACCUGAGCUUGUUCACUGAUGGUCAUCGACAUUCCGUGUCACCUGGUCACCCAAGUCUCCAGCGACAGUCUAGUACCUCCAGUGUGUCCAGUACCACCUCGGGUGUUGGGGAGACUGCCGUCACCAGUAUUACUAAUGUGACAAGUCGCUGGUGGGGUACGAAGCGUAUCGACUUUGUGUUAUACUGUCCUGAGGUUCUUCAUUUUCCGACCAACGCCCUACCUCACCUCUUCCACGCCAGCUUCUGGGAGUCUACAGACGUUGUCGCCUUCAUCCUCAGACAGGUGUUGCGACAUGAUGCUGUAGCCGACUCUGACCGUACCGCCAGGGGAGCUGUGUCAACCUUCACCUUGGCUCACCCUCGUGAGAAGUGGCUGAAGCGCAGAACGACCAUCAAAGUCCGGAAUCUGCAGCCAAACCACCGAGCGAAUGAUGUGAUUGUGUUGGAAGACAAGGCCCAAGUGUUGACGGGGAAGUUCAUGUAUGGCUCAUUGGACAUCACCUCACUGACAGGAGAGAAGGUUGAUGUUUAUAUAAUGACCCAACCUCCAUCUGGGAACUGGGUUUUUAUCGGGACGGAGGUGACGGACGGACAUGGUCGACUUGUGUUUGAGAUACCCAUGGAGAAGAGACUAAAUCAAGGGAUGUACCCUGUCAAGAUGGUGGUCAAGGGUGACCACACAUCAUGUGAUUUUUACUUGACGGUGCCCCCGAAGACAGAAACGGUCAUCUUCAGCAUCGAUGGUUCCUUCACCGCCAGCGUCAGCAUCAUGGGCAAAGACCCGAAAGUCAGGGCAGGGGCUGUUGAUGUUGUCAGACACUGGCAGGAGCUGGGUUAUCUGAUCAUGUACGCGGCGCCACGGCCAGACAUGCAGCACAGGAAGGUGGUGUCCUGGCUGGCCAACCACAACUUCCCACACGGCAUGGUGGCAUUCAUGGAUGGUUUCUCCAAGGACCCACUUCGACAGAAGCUCAACUAUCUCAAAGCUUUGCAGAAUGAGGCUCAGAUAGUGUACAAGUCAGCGUAUGGCUCCAGCAAGGAUAUCUCCCUGUACAAGGACCUGGGUGUGGCUGUGCCACAGAUCUUCAUUGUGGGCAAGGCCUCCAAGAAACAACAUGCUCAAGCUCAGAUCAUAUCAGAUGGCUAUGCCGCACAUCUAACAGACCUGAUGUCACCAGGAAGGUCAAGGCCAGCUGUUGGGAAUGCCAGGAUGUUCCUGAGGAAAAGCUGCUUCCGACUUCCGCGCCCUCAAGAAAAUCGGAAAAUGACAAAGCGUACGACUUCUUUCCCCUGCCACGGAACAACAACAGCAGAUCUGCUCAGUAGCGCCGAGUUCACCCAGAAUGUCACCACCAAGAUUACCGUCACAGACACAGCUGCUGCUGACCAGGGCUCAACAUCACCAACGACAGACAAACAAAUUGGAAAGUCCCCCUCCACAAAGAAGCACUACAGUCGCACAGAAUCAGCUGUGUAAUUUGACUGCUGGGCAUCAGCUUGUUCCUUCUACUUGGGUGUAAACACUGCUUCCUGUAGCGGAGUUGGAUGUUGUCAUGGGACUGCUCCCAGUCUCUCAUCAAUCGGCACAAGAAGAAUCACUUGGUGGCCACAGCUGUGUCCGAAGCUGUACCUCAAGUCACAUUGGCUGUGUAUGAAAACAUCGUGGCUUUAGAGGAGGGUAGAAAAAAUGAUGAAUGAACUGUCAGGUUAAUCAGGAAUAGUCAGUUACAACCUGGUAUUAUUUAUGACAAUUUCAUCCUUUAUUUGCCCCAUAGGGAGAUAUACAGAAUGAAUUUAUGAAGGUGAUGUUGUUUUUAUGAAAUAAGAGGAUCAAGAGUGUGUGUUGGAGCAGGUUUGGGAUGAAACUGUCGUAGAUCAAUACUCUGGUUGUUAUUUGUGUGAAAUGGACAGGCGAUUGAAGCAUGGUUCGGUGUCUGUCAGGUGAUACAUUUCUCAAAUGUAGAUGUAGAAUUUGUGCUGCAUGAAGGACAUUCAUGUGUUGGCAGAAUGUCAAUCAUGACUUGUUCAUGAGAAAAACAGCCAAACAUUUUACAUUUUGUUGUUACUGUUAUUUAUUCAUGUAUAUAAUGCUGUUCAUCGAUAUUAUUUAUUAAUUGUUCAGAUGAUUUAUUUUGACAAAAUCUUAUCAAUGUUUCAAGAAGGUUCUCCCAGUUUCUUAGAGAGGAACAAGUAGAUGUUCAGAAAUUACUUCAUAGAAGGACAUUACAAGCAGUUCUUUGUUUAUAUGUAUGUAUUCAAGAGUUAUUCUGGGUCACGGUCCUGCUCUGAAUCAUGUCCUUGAUAAUGUUUUUGGUCUUAUUGGUAAUGUCAUGGUUUGGUCUAGCCCUUGCCCUUGCCCAUGUUCAAACUUGGGGCUUGUGCUAAGACCUGUUCCAGGUCUGAACCAUGUGCUUGAAGUAGGUCCUUGCUUGUGCUAGGUCUGAACUGUGUCCUUGCAGUAGGUCCUUGCUUGUUGUAGGUCUGAACCAUGUCCUUGAAGAAGGUCCUUGCUUGUGCUAGGUCUGAACCGUCCCUUCCAACAGCGAAGGCGACGCUUAUCUGGUUGAUCCUGCCAGUAAUCAUAUGCUUGUCUCAAAGAUUAAGCCAUGCAUGUCUAAGUACCAACUCUAGCACAGUGAAACUGCGAAUGGCUCAUUAGAUCAGUUAUGGUUCCUUAGACGAUACAAUCCUACUUGGAUAACUGUGGCAAUUCUAGAGCUAAUACAUG
This is a messenger RNA of Haliotis rubra (blacklip abalone), 5437 nucleotides long. Its product is annotated as protein retinal degeneration B-like. Gene Ontology annotation, cellular component: cytoplasm. Lineage: Eukaryota; Metazoa; Mollusca; Gastropoda; Lepetellida; Haliotidae. Gene Ontology annotation, molecular function: phosphatidylinositol binding; phosphatidylcholine intramembrane carrier activity; phosphatidylcholine binding. The record is from RefSeq and is a predicted model, not a curated record. Gene Ontology annotation, biological process: phospholipid transport.